Molecule: messenger RNA, 1656 nt
Organism: Cucumis melo (muskmelon)
Lineage: Eukaryota; Viridiplantae; Streptophyta; Magnoliopsida; Cucurbitales; Cucurbitaceae
Product: polyphenol oxidase, chloroplastic-like
Exons: 2
Coding region: 1-1656 (551 amino acids)
Molecular function (GO): catechol oxidase activity
Source: RefSeq, a predicted model, not a curated record
AUGGCUUCUCUAUCUUCUCUUCUAUCACUUUCUCCAUAUUCUCAAUGCAAACCCCAGUCCUCCAUUCCUUCAAAAUACAAGGCAUUAAGUAUUAAUAUGUCUCAUGCAAAGCCUCAAAAGGAGAAAAAUCACCAAAACCCUCAGGCUCAAGGAGACUCUCAAAUCAAAUUUGAUCGAAGAGAUGUGUUGUUUGGACUUGGAGGUCUUUACGGCGUCACCACUCUCGGCAGCAAUAAAUUUGCGUUAGCUGCUGAUGAUGAUUUGUCAUUGUCACCGGAUGUUCAAAACUGCGGACCGGCGGACACCCCUGUCGGCCCGAUGGACUGUUGCCCCCCAAAAAUCAACAAAAUCAUCGAUUUCACUAAGCCAAUCAACCCAAAACUUCAUGUCCGACCAGCAGUCCAACUUUUAACACCAAAGCAACUCGCCGAUUUCGAAAGAGGCAUCGAAAUAAUGAAAAACCUUAAACCAGACGACCCUCGUAACUUUUAUCAACAAGCUAAAAUUCACUGUGCUUAUUGUGAUAGUGCUUAUAAACAAAUAGGCUCUGAACAAACUGAUUUCCUAAUCUUACGCCAUUUUAUUGGUGACCCUGAUUUUGCCAUACCCUUUUGGAAUUGGGAUGCACCCAUUGGCAUGCACAUGCCUAUACAUUACAACGGCAACCCAAAUUCACCACUUUACGAUGCGAAUCGUAACCCCCUACACAAAGCACCAAAAGUUCUUGAUCUUAACUAUGACGGAUCAACCGAAAACCCUCCUUAUGAUGUGGUGGAUUGCAAUCUCCGUUGGAUGAAUAAACAAAUGAGUGUAAAAACCCCUACUCGGUUCCUUGGAAAAGUGUGCAAACUUGGGGAAACUCCAACUCUCGACGGCAUGGGUACGAUUGAAAGUUCUCCUCAUAAUAACGUUCACAAUUGGGUCGGUAAUUAUCCGAUAACUCCUAACGGUGAAGACAUGGGAGCUUUUUAUGCCGCAGCAAGAGAUCCCAUAUUUUAUGCUCACCAUGCAAAUGUGGAUCGUGUGUGGUAUAUUUGGAACAAAAUGAAUUCUGGACGUAUACCAUACAUUUACAGGCAAGAUUGGUUGAAUUCGACGUUUGUGUUUUAUGACGAGCACCGAAACGCUGUACGUAUCAAAGUUUCUGAUUGUCUGGACAGUGAAAAUCUUGGUUAUGUUUAUCAAGAUGUAGAGAUUCCAUGGUUGAACACCAAGCAAGUCCCGCGGACUAAACGAAGUACAGGCCAACCCGAGCCGCCGGUUAUUAACUUCCCGCAGACUCUGAGCUCGGCCAUAACCACAUCAGUGGAAAGGCCAAGUGGUGUAGAGCCACAGGAAAAUGAAGAAGAAGUUUUGGUGAUUGAAGAUAUUGAGUAUGAUCCAACUAAGAAUCUGCAUUUUAAUGUGCUUGUUGACGUUGUUGAUGAAGGGGAUGAUGUUUGUCCAGGGAAUGUUGAGUUUCUGGGAAGCUUUAAGAACAUCCCACACGGUUCAAAGCACGAAGCGAAGUCCUCGUUGCGUUUCGUGUUAACUGAGGCAAUUGAAGCUUUGGGUUUGCAUGAUGCUCGGAAGUUGGCUGUGAGGAUUGACCCUAAGCUUAAUGGAGAUCAAAUUAAAGUCGGAGGGAUCAAGAUUCAGAUUGAACCUAUCGAAUAA